AACGGAGCAACAAUGGCCCCAGCAACGGUCCAGACAAUGGCCCAGACAACGGUGGCAACAACGGCCCCAACAAUGGACCAGACAAUGGCAGCAACAAUGGCCCCAGCAACGGUCCAGACAAUGGUCCAGACAAUGGCAGCAACAAUGGCCCUAGCAACGGACCAGACAAUGGCGGCAACAAUGGCCCCAGCAACGGUCCAGACAAUGGCCCAGACAACGGUGGCAACAACGGCCCCAACAAUGGACCAGACAAUGGCGGCAACAAUGGCCCCAGCAACGGUCCAGACAAUGGCCCAGACAACGGUGGCAACAACGGCCCCAACAAUGGACCAGACAAUGGCGGCAACAAUGGCCCCAGCAACGGUCCAGACAACGGCGGCAGCAAUGGCUCUAACAACGGUCCUGACAAUGGUCCUGACAAUGGCGGCAACAACCAGCCAAAUGGUCCGGCACCAAGUGGCAAUCCGUCGAACCCAGGUGGCGGUCGCGGUGACCAGACGAACACGUCGGGUCCAUCGCCAAGCUCGCCGACGAGCCCAGGUGGUGAGCGUGGAGAUGUGACGAACACGGGUGGCCCAUCGCCAAGCUCGCCAACAAGCCCAGGCGGCGGUCGCGGAGACCAGACGAACACGGGUAGCCCAUCGCCAAGCUCGCCGACGAGCCCAGGUGGUGAGCGUGGAGAUGUGACGAACACGGGUGGCCCAUCGCCAAGCUCGCCAACAAGCCCAGGCGGCGGUCGCGGAGACCAGACGAACACGGGUAGCCCAUCGCCAAGCUCGCCGACGAGCCCAGGUGGUGAGCGUGGAGAUGUGACGAACACGUCGGGUCCAUCGCCAAGCUCGCCAACAAGCCCAGGCGGCGGCCGCGGAGACCAGACAAACACGGAUGUGACGAACACUGGUAGCCCAUCGCCAAGUUCGCCGACGAGCCCAGGCGGUGAGCGUGGAGAUGUGACGAACACGGGUAGCCCAUCGCCAAGCUCGCCGACGAGCCCAGGUGGUGGCGGCGGUCGCGGUGACCAGACGAACACGGGCGGCCCAUCGCCAAGCUCGCCAACAAGCCCAGGCGGUGAGCGCGGAGAUGUGACGAACACGUCGGGUCCAUCGCCAAGCUCGCCAACAAGCCCAGGCGGUGAGCGCGGAGAUGUGACGAACACGUCGGGUCCAUCGCCAAGCUCGCCAACAAGCCCCGGCGGUGAGCGCGGAGAUGUGACGAACACGUCGGGUCCGUCGCCAAGCUCGCCAACAAGCCCAGGCGGUGAGCGCGGAGAUGUGACGAACACGUCGGGUCCAUCGCCAAGCUCGCCAACAAGCCCAGGCGGUGAGCGCGGAGAUGUGACGAACACGUCGGGUCCAUCGCCAAGCUCGCCGACGAGCCCAGGCGGCGGUCGCGGAGACCAGACGAACACGGGUAGCCCAUCGCCAAGCUCGCCGACGGAGUCAUGUCAGUCAGAGACAUCGAUGACGCGUGUGACGCAAACGACAACGAACUCGAACGGUGAGCGCAGGACGCAUGUGACGUCGAAGACGACGGUAGUGCCGAACCGUUCGUGCACGUCGAGGACGUCACCACGAUCGCGGCCGACGGGCGAACGCGGCGACACGACUGUGACGACAGGUCCAGCGCCAUCGAAGCCUACAGGCGAACGUGGUGACACGACUGUGACGACAGGUCCAGCGCCAUCGAAGCCUACAGGCGAGCGUGGUGACACGACUGUGACGACAGGCCCAGCGCCAUCGAAGCCUACAGGCGAGCGUGGUGACACGACUGUGACGACAGGCCCAGCGCCAUCGAAGCCUACAGGCGAGCGUGGUGACACGACUGUGACGACAGGCCCAGCGCCAUCGAAGCCUACAGGCGAGCGUGGUGACACGACUGUGACGACAGGCCCAGCGCCAUCGAAGCCUACAGGCGAGCGUGGUGACACGACUGUGACGACAGGCCCAGCGCCAUCGAAGCCUACAGGCGAGCGUGGUGACACGACUGUGACGACAGGCCCAGCGCCAUCGAAGCCUACAGGCGAGCGUGGUGACACGACUGUGACGACAGGCCCAGCGCCAUCGAAGCCUACAGGCGAGCGUGGUGACACGACUGUGACGACAGGCCCAGCGCCAUCGAAUCCUACAGGCGAGCGUGUGAUGUGA
Molecule: messenger RNA, 2144 nt
Organism: Malassezia globosa CBS 7966
Lineage: Eukaryota; Fungi; Basidiomycota; Malasseziomycetes; Malasseziales; Malasseziaceae
Exons: 3
Source: RefSeq, a predicted model, not a curated record